This is a messenger RNA of Kalmanozyma brasiliensis GHG001, 495 nucleotides long. RefSeq names its product Ribosomal protein S19/S15. Gene Ontology annotation, biological process: translation; ribosomal small subunit assembly. The record is from RefSeq and is a predicted model, not a curated record. The coding region runs from base 1 to 495 and encodes 164 amino acids. Lineage: Eukaryota; Fungi; Basidiomycota; Ustilaginomycetes; Ustilaginales. Gene Ontology annotation, molecular function: structural constituent of ribosome; RNA binding. The transcript has 4 exons. Gene Ontology annotation, cellular component: ribosome; cytosolic small ribosomal subunit.
AUGCCAUGUCACUGCCGUCCCGUCAUGAUGCUAUUGCCCAACAUGGAUGACUACGACGCCGCCGCCGCUGCCGAGCUCAAGCGCAAGCGAACUUUCCGCAAGUUCACCUACCGAGGUAUCGAGCUCGACUCGCUCCUCGACAUGUCCAACGAGGACUUCAUGCAGGUCGUCCACGCUCGUGCCCGCAGAAAGUUCCAGCGCGGUCUCAAGCGCAAGCCCAUGGGCCUCAUCAAGCGUCUGCGCAAGGCCAAGGCCGAGGCUCUGCCCAACGAGAAGCCCGCUACCGUCAAGACCCACCUGCGUGACAUGAUUAUCGUCCCCGAGAUGAUUGGGUCCAUGAUCGGCAUCUACACCGGUCGCUUCUUCGUCAACACCGAGAUCAAGCCCGAGAUGGUCGGCCACUACCUUGGCGAGUUCGCCAUGACCUACAUCCCCACCCGUCACGGUGCCAAGGGUAAGGGUGCCACCGUCGACCGCUUCCUCCCCAUCCGAUAA